Nakaseomyces glabratus is the source of this 1791-nucleotide messenger RNA. It is a transcript of the gene SAT4, whose product is annotated as serine/threonine protein kinase SAT4. Gene Ontology annotation, molecular function: ATP binding; protein serine/threonine kinase activity. Gene Ontology annotation, biological process: intracellular monoatomic cation homeostasis; intracellular signal transduction; protein phosphorylation. The record is from RefSeq and is a predicted model, not a curated record. Lineage: Eukaryota; Fungi; Ascomycota; Saccharomycetes; Saccharomycetales; Saccharomycetaceae. Gene Ontology annotation, cellular component: cytosol.
AUGUCGAAUAACAAUAGCAGCAUCUCUAAUAAGGUAAUAAACCUUUUCAGAAGCGGCUCCAAAUCAUCAAAGGCUGUGAAACCUACUGAUAAAACCGCAAUCAAACAAAAUGCCAAGCCAACUGUUGCGGCUAUAACAACUAGAAUUAGCAGUGAAACUGGUGAAGGUUCAUCACCCCCAAGAUCUGGGUCUUCAGAAUCUAUUUUAUCUUCUGACAUCCACAAACAAAAAUCAUCACCAACAACUAGAUCGUCCUCAUCGCUUGCUUUGGAUAACUCAGCUGCUGUUUCGAAUACUGUGCAGGCCGGUGCACCAAUAUCAGCCAAUGUACAAGCAAGUAGCAGUACAGUAAAACUUUCAACUAUGGACUCUAGUAGAUCAGAAUCUAAUACGCAUCAUGAUAAUAGCCACUCUCAUACUAACUGUAUGAGAUUUAUGGUGCAUGAAGAUGGCAGCCAUGAACAUCAUCUAAAGAAUGCCAGGAGACAGGAAAAGCUUACCAGCAUGAUCAAGAAUAUAAUGAAGACUAAUAAUUAUAGCACAGCCCAGAAAAAGCUUAGAAAUGAAGCUAAGUCAGCUGUUCCAGAUAUUAUUACUUCUCCGGUAGUCUCAACUCCCAUAACUCCUAAACUUCAAAGUCCUCUCAACCCUUCACAAGGUGGUCCACAGUAUAAGGGCCCCCCUAGUUUGUUCGCUGGAUAUAUGAAACAAGUUGUAGGGAAUGAUGGUCAGGUUGCUAUUAAUGGCCCAGUUAGUGGUGCUUUUAAUGGUGACCAGAAAGUAAUGUAUCAAGAUAAUGAAACUAACGAAGACAUUCAACAGGCUCCAUUAACUCUUCCACCACAUUUUAACGACUCCUUAUCUUUUGCAGAAAAAUAUGGAAGUUGUAAGGAGAUUCUCGGAAAGGGUGCUUUUGGUGUUGUCAGGAUUUGCCACAAGAAAGUUCCUGAAAAUCCUAAAGUUGAGAAACUAUAUGCUGUAAAAGAAUUCAAAAGAAAAGCUACUGAACCAAAAGAGAAGUUCGCUAAGAGACUUACUUCUGAGUUCUGUAUAUCCUCAUCUUUACAUCACACUAAUAUUGUUGAUACAUUAGAUCUAUUUCAAGAUGCCAAUGGUGACUACUGUGAGGUGAUGGAAUACUGUGCGGGUGGUGAUCUUUUCACUCUCAUUAUUGCUGCCGGAAAGUUGGAAUAUAUGGAAGCGGAUUGUUUCUUCAAGCAACUAUUGCGUGGUGUAGUUUAUAUGCAUGAUAUGGGCGUUUGUCACAGGGAUUUAAAGCCAGAAAAUUUGAUUUUGACACAUGACGGUGUAUUGAAGAUCACGGAUUUUGGUAACAGUGAAUGCUUUAAAAUGGCAUGGGAAGAAGAUAUACAUUUAAGUGGGGGUGUUUGCGGUUCGAGUCCCUAUAUUGCUCCAGAAGAAUACGUAUUAGAAGAAUUUGACCCGCGCCCAGUAGAUAUAUGGGCUUGUGGUGUUAUUUAUAUGGCUAUGAGAACCGGCAGGCAGCUUUGGACUGCCGCUAAGAAGGAUGAUCCAUUUUACAAUAAAUAUCUACAAGGACGCAGACAAAAAUCUGGUUAUGAACCAAUAGAGUCAUUAAAAAGAGCUAGAUGUAGAAAUGUCAUUUAUUCAAUGCUGGAUCCUGCUCCGCAUAGAAGAAUAAAUGGUAAGCAAAUUCUAAACAGCGAAUGGGGUAGAGAGAUAAAGGUAUGCUAUGAUAAACAGAUAGCAGUUACAUCACGCAGUGAUAGCCAGCAAUCCAGAGUACAUGCUCCUAUUACUGUUAAGUAA